Lagenorhynchus albirostris (white-beaked dolphin) is the source of this 1287-nucleotide messenger RNA. It is a transcript of the gene KCTD16, whose product is annotated as potassium channel tetramerization domain containing 16. Gene Ontology annotation, molecular function: protein binding. Gene Ontology annotation, cellular component: postsynaptic membrane; presynaptic membrane. NCBI's taxonomy places the organism in Eukaryota, Metazoa, Chordata, Mammalia, Artiodactyla, Delphinidae. The transcript is spliced from 2 exons. The record is from RefSeq and is a predicted model, not a curated record. Gene Ontology annotation, biological process: regulation of G protein-coupled receptor signaling pathway; protein homooligomerization. The coding region runs from base 1 to 1287 and encodes 428 amino acids.
AUGGCUCUGAGUGGAAACUGUAGUCGUUAUUAUCCUCGAGAACAAGGGGCUGCGGUUCCCAACUCCUUCCCUGAGGUUGUGGAGCUGAACGUUGGGGGUCAAGUUUAUUUCACUCGCCAUUCCACAUUAAUAAGCAUCCCUCAUUCCCUCCUGUGGAAAAUGUUUUCCCCAAAGAGAGACACAGCUAACGAUCUAGCCAAGGACUCCAAGGGAAGGUUUUUCAUUGACAGAGAUGGAUUCCUGUUCCGUUAUAUUCUGGACUAUCUCAGGGACAGGCAGGUGGUCCUGCCUGAUCACUUUCCAGAAAGGGGAAGACUGAAAAGGGAAGCUGAGUACUUCCAGCUCCCAGACUUGGUCAAACUCCUGACCCCUGAUGAAAUCAAGCAAAGCCCAGAUGAAUUCUGCCAUAGUGACUUUGAAGAUGCCUCCCAAGGAAGUGACACGAGAAUAUGCCCCCCUUCCUCGCUACUCCCUGCUGACCGCAAGUGGGGUUUUAUUACUGUGGGAUACAGGGGGUCCUGCACCAUGGGCAGAGAGGGGCAGGCGGAUGCCAAGUUUCGGAGAGUUCCCCGGAUUUUGGUUUGUGGAAGGAUUUCCUUGGCAAAGGAGGUCUUUGGAGAAACUUUGAAUGAGAGCAGAGACCCUGACAGAGCCCCCGAAAGAUACACCUCCAGAUUUUAUCUCAAAUUCAGGCAUCUGGAAAGGGCUUUUGAUAUGUUGUCAGAAUGUGGAUUCCACAUGGUGGCCUGUAACUCCUCAGUGACAGCAUCUUUCGUCAACCAAUACACAGAUGACAAGGUCUGGUCAAGUUACACUGAGUACGUCUUCUAUCGUGAGCCAUCUAGGUGGUCAUCCUCGCACUGUGAUUGCUGCUGCAAGAAUGGCAAGGGUGACAAAGAAGGAGAGAGUGGCACCUCUUGCAAUGACCUCUCCAGCUCCAGCUGCGACAGCCAGUCUGAGGCCAGCUCUCCCCAGGAGACAGUCAUCUGUGGGCCUGUGACGCGCCAGACCAACAUCCAGACUCUGGACCGUCCCAUCAAGAAGGGCCCCGUCCAACUGAUCCAGCAGUCAGAGAUGCGACGGAAAAGUGAUCUGCUCCGGACUCUGACUUCGGGCUCCAGGGAGUCGAACGUGAGCAGCAAAAAAAAACCUGUUAAGGAAAAGCUCUCAAUUGAGGAAGAGCUGGAGAAAUGCAUCCAGGAUUUCCUGAAGAUCAAAAUCCCAGAGAGGUUCCCUGAGCGAAAACAUCCAUGGCAAUCUGAACUUUUGCGGAAGUAUCAUCUAUAG